UCUCUGCGUCGAGUGUAGCCGCCGGUGGAGGCGAGUGAGAGAGAGAGAGAGAGAGAUGGCGAGGGCUCUUGGAAGAGCGUUGGUGAGAAGGGGUAAGCCCUACUCUUUCCCCCUCCUCUCUCCGCCUUCUUCCGCUCAUCUCUGCACCGAGGGCGACGGGUUACAGAGCUCGCGGGUUAAGAUCUUCGAUCGAGAUCUCAAGCGGAAGCAGAGAGAUCGAAUGGCGUGGUUGAUGAGAGGGAAGGAUGAGUUCGUUGACUCUGUAGCUGAAAACCUUCUCGAUCGCCUCCAAGAUUGCAGAAAGACAUUUCCUACAGCACUGUGCCUUGGGGGUUCCUUAGAGGCAAUUAGACGCCUCUUACAUGGACGUGGUGGCAUGGAGAAGCUGAUCAUGAUGGACAUGUCAUUUGACAUGAUUAAAGUGUUAAAAGAUACGGAUGAAAAAUUUGCGAGGAACAACCUUGAGACUUUCUAUGUAGUUGGAGACGAAGAGUUCCUGCCCAUAAAAGAGAAUUCCCUGGAUUUGGUUAUAAGUUGUCUGGGACUUCAUUGGACAAAUGAUCUCCCCGGAGCCAUGAUACAGGCCAGAUUGGCUUUGAGACCUGAUGGUCUGUUUCUUGCGGCUAUUCUUGGUGGAGAAACACUGAAAGAGCUGAGAAUAGCAUGCACUAUAGCACAAAUGGAACGCGAGGGAGGCAUCAGCCCUCGACUAUCGCCUUUGGCACAGGUCCGUGAUGCAGGAAAUCUUCUGACGAGGGCAGGCUUCUCUCUCCCAGGUGUUGAUGUUGAUGAAUACACAGUCAAGUAUGAUAGCGCUUUGGAGCUUAUUGAACAUCUGCGGUCUAUGGGUGAAACAAAUGCCCUUUUCCAGAGGAGCAAUAUCCUGAAGAAAGACAUAGCUUUAGCAACUGCUGCAGUGUAUCAAUCGAUGUUUGGCGGAGAGGAUGGAACUGUUCCAGCAACCUUUCAGGUUAUUUACAUGACUGGAUGGAAGGAGCACCCUUCACAGCAAAGGGCCAAGAGGAGGGGUUCUGCUACCGCAUCUUUCGGGGACAUCCAGAAACAUUUUGGUCGCGGCAGUUGCUAAUCAUCACAUUCUUUAAACGAGCAAAAUAGAAAGGGAGCUUCCUCAUUUUCUCUCAUCGACCAAAAGAAGAAAUGUUCUUUUAGAAUCAUAAAUUAUGCCCAGCUCAUUGAAAAUAGAGUUUGCUACAAAUUAACUUCGUUCAUCAUCGACCAUGCAUCUCAACAUCAUCCUGGUGAGGUUGAUAUUAUGCGGAAAUCAGAGAAGAUGGUGGAAGUCAAACAGGCACUCUUCUCAAACCUAUGUCAAUAAAUCAAACAUUGUUGGUCAGGUAUUUUUAGACUUAAAAUAACAGUUUCUCUCAUAUUUUAUUAGAUAAUUACUUUGCAAGUUUAUACAAUAUCUACAACACCUUAAUUUAGCA
This is a messenger RNA of Musa acuminata subsp. malaccensis (wild Malaysian banana), 1448 nucleotides long. Its product is annotated as putative methyltransferase At1g22800, mitochondrial. Gene Ontology annotation, molecular function: S-adenosylmethionine-dependent methyltransferase activity. The record is from RefSeq and is a predicted model, not a curated record. NCBI's taxonomy places the organism in Eukaryota, Viridiplantae, Streptophyta, Magnoliopsida, Zingiberales, Musaceae. Gene Ontology annotation, cellular component: mitochondrion. Gene Ontology annotation, biological process: mitochondrial respiratory chain complex I assembly.